GUGCAACCACGACUUCAUCCCACAUACCCAACAAUUUUCGCAAGGCUACUCCUUUUGUGCCUGGAUGUUUAAAAUCGUGGCCAGUCCUUCGUGAUGGCUGAGGUGGAUGUUGCACCUACGUUUGGUGCCGAGUUAAAGGAUGGCUUCAAACCGGCAAAUGUUUGGGUGGCCAACGGUAUCGCGUGGCUUGACGAUAUCCAAAGUUUCUACCGGGAGCGGAGCGUCAUCGAAAAGGAGCAUAGCGCAAAGCUGAACGCUCUAGCUAAGAAGUAUUUUGAGAAGAAAACUAAAAAGUCGGCUAGUUUGAGUGUUGGCGACACGCCUGCUAUGACUCCAGGAUCCCUCGAGAACGCAUCUCUUACUAUAUGGACGACCCACCUUACUACCCUCGAAUCGAUAGCCAGCGAGCACGAGAAAUAUGCGAACGACCUCAUACAAAAGGUGGCAGACCCAUUAAAAUACUAUUCUGGCAGAUUUGAUGAGUUGCGGAAACGCCAUGUCGAAUACGCCGCGAAAUUGGAAGCUGAGAGGGACUCCUCGUAUGCCGAUUUGCGGAAAACCAAGACUAAAUACGAUGCUGCGUGCCAAGAGGUGGAGAGUAAGCGGAAGAAGACUGAGUCUGCUUUCGACAAGGCAAAAGCUCAAAGCCAAUACCAGCAGCAGCUCCAGGAUAUGAACAAUGUCAAGAACACAUACUUGAUAGCUAUCAACGUGACAAAUAAGCAGAAGGAGAAGUACUAUCACGAAUACGUUCCCGAAGUGCUAGAUAGUCUCCAAGACCUUGCGGAAUUUCGAACUAUGAAAUUAAAUGCAUUAUGGUCCACGGCAGCUAGUUUGGAAACAACGUUGCUACAGCAGAGUAAUAGUCUGGUUGAUCACUUGGCCCAGGAGAUCACUAGGAAUCAACCUCAUUUAGACUCCAUGAUGUAUAUCCGGCAUAAUAUGGGUUCGUGGCAGGAACCGACCGACAAAAUGUUCGAACCCAGCCCUGUAUGGCACGAUGACGAUCUUAUGAUAACGGACGAAAUAGCGAGGGUGUUUUUACGCAAUGUCCUAAACAAAUCUAAAAGUCAACUAGGAGAUCUUCGACGAGAAGUCGAUAAAAAGAGGAGGGAAGUCGAGGGUGUUAAGCGUAUUAAACAAAGGAUACGUGAAGGAAAAGAGAAUAAGGACGAGGUACAAGUCGUCACUCAAAUUUUCUCUAUGCAAGAAGAUUUACACCAAGUCGACCGCCGACGUCUGACCGCCGAAGUUGAGACUUCGACCAUUACAUCAGCAGUCGGAGAUGUUACCCUCGGGGCCAAAAACCAUAAUUUUAAGUCGCAAACGUUCAAAAUACCAACUAAUUGUGACCUAUGCGGUGAACGAAUAUGGGGUUUAUCUGCAAAGGGUUUCGAUUGCAGGGAUUGUGGUUACACAUGUCAUAGCAAAUGUGAGAUGAAGGUUCCCGCUGAAUGUCCUGGCGAGUUAUCAAAAGAGGAGCGCAAGAAGUAUAAGGCAGAGCGACAAACAGCGGCGGGUGCUUUACUGAAACCUCCCACUGGCACGCCAGACCAUGUCGCAGAACUACCCGCCCUAAGUCGAUCCAAUACGAUGAAUUCCCUAAGUUCUGGGUACGCAGCUAGCGCAAAUCGAUCAAUAAGUGGUUCAGUAGCAAGCCCACGAACUCCAGCUGAGGAGCUACCCGCCGAACCUUCUGCUCCUCGACCUGCAGUGAAACCAAAAAGUCGCCUUGUUGCUCCGCCACCUUCUGCCUACAUCAGCGAGUUGCCAGGUAGCACUAUCCCAACCAAGCCUGCUACUGAACAAAAGGGCAAAAUGCUCUACGCAUUCGAGGCAAAUGGUGAUGGCGAGAUUUCCGUCCCAGAUGGACGGGAAGUUACCAUUGUCGAACCUGAUGAUGGUUCCGGAUGGGUGAAAGUUCGUGCUGGCUACAAAGAAGGGACAGUACCUGCAUCUUACCUCGAAAUUUAUCCUGAGCCAAUUGUACCCCAGGACACUGGCUCUUCAUUUGGCAAUCGUCCUGCGUCUACCUAUUCGAAUUCGGGCUCGUCAGUGAACACAGUCGGACUGCCUGUCAAAAAGAAAGGCCCGGCCGUAGCACCGCGUCGUGGUGCCAAGAAAUUGAAAUACGUUGUUGCGCUUUAUGAUUACACAGCACAGAGCGAUACCGAACAUAGCAUGGCGGAGGGUGAGCGAUUCGUGCUGAUUAAAGAAGAUCCGGGCGAUGGUUGGGCCGAAGUCGAAAAAGGCGGUGCGACCAAGAGUGUACCAGCAAGUUACGUACAAGUAGCAUAAGACUACGUUGGGCGAUGCGCGUCGUUCUUAUAUAUCGAACGGCUACCAAUGUUUCCAAUUAGGAAAUAGCAAAAAUAAAAUGCCAAACGAUUUCCAACGGUAUGGUAUGGAAGAGCAUUGGAUAGAGAGCAAGAUGUGUACCUACCUAUAUAUUAAGAAGCGGUAUUGAUAAAAUAUCGGGCUACAAGAUAACACGAUACAUCGGCGCCUAAGACUUCACAUUCGAGAUGAAAACUUCGUGCGGCCAUGAUUGGUUGUUCGUUGCCUACGCCAAUUUCUCGAGAUUAAAUGUUUAAAGCAUCAUAUAAUUUGUUUUCGAGUUCUAAAGAAAAUAUGAAUUGUUGGAAAGUCUGGUCGGGCAUAUCCCGAAGAUCGACAGUCGCAUUUUCACGAUCAAUCAUUUCCCCGGACCGAAUGCACAAGUGAAUACGAUCUAAUCAAUCUGAUUACUACCUAUAAUGUGAAUUCAUUCCAAGGUGAGCAAGUUUUAAGUACUAAUCGCCUUGCCUCUUAGGUCUUGAUACAUGUAAUGCGCAUGUAUAUCCUCAUUCUACGUCUCGUCCGAUUUUUGUAGGGGCCUCAUUUAUUCGAGAUGA
This is a messenger RNA of Hypoxylon trugodes, 2894 nucleotides long. RefSeq names its product FCH-domain-containing protein. The record is from RefSeq and is a predicted model, not a curated record. NCBI's taxonomy places the organism in Eukaryota, Fungi, Ascomycota, Sordariomycetes, Xylariales, Hypoxylaceae. Gene Ontology annotation, biological process: regulation of actin filament polymerization. The coding region runs from base 94 to 2298 and encodes 734 amino acids. The transcript is spliced from 3 exons. Gene Ontology annotation, molecular function: protein binding.